CACACACAAACACACAUUCACAAAAUAAUAAUAAUAACAACAAACCGGAAUAAUUUGUUUCUUUGUCAGUUGAGUGUAUAUUGUAUGCUGUUGUCUCUUCUUAUAUAUACUAACUUACAGACCUUACAGCUUUGCUUCGUUUCCAAGCAAGCUGCUAAAAUCAAGCCGGUCUGCCCGGUACAUUUAUUCAUCUCAAAUAAUAAUUAAAUAUAUUAUUUUUUAUAAUAAAAAAAAUAGUUUAUUAAAUUGUGUUGUUAAAUAAAUUUUUUUUUAUUUAAUUUUCAGCUAUUAUUUUGGAGGUAACAAAACAAAAUUUAAUUAUAUUCUUAAAAAAAAAAAAAAAAAAAAAAUUUAUUUAAUAUCUGUGUUAAAAAUGAGUCAACACGCCGACUAGCAAAAGCAAGCAAAAGAACUCCGUUAAUUCGACAAUACAUGUAACAUAUUUAUUUUUUUUUUCUUUUUUUCCUUUUGUUCUCAGUAAACGUAUUUAGGAAACGAGCCAGAAUCAUUUAAGUGUUUUUGUGAUUGUGCAUAUGUGUAGAGAUAUAUAACUAUAUCGAAAUCAUCAUCACCAUCAUCACCAUCAUCAUCAUCAUCAUCUUGAGCAUCAUUUUGUUGAAAAUAUAAAGCAUAUAUUAAAAUAUCAAAGUUGCUUCCAGUUGCUUGAGUCACUUGUGUGUUGAAUAUCGAAAAUAUAAGAAUGGCGGCUGUUGAGUGUUAUCAGAAUCAAAAUGAAAAUCAUUCAAGUCCAAUGAAUGAACCAAUGGAUGAACAUCAAGAACAAGAUAAUGAUGGACAAAAUCAGCAAAAUAAUCAAGGUCAACAAAAUAAUCAAGCAAGUGCUGGAAUACCCGGUAAAGAUGAUGAACGUAAAUUAUUUGUUGGCGGACUUUCUCGUAAUACAACUGAAAAGGAGUUGCGCGAGCAUUUUGGCAAAUUUGGUGAUAUUGAAAGCAUAUCGGUCAAGAUGGAUCAGUACACUGGUAUAUCAAGGGGUUUUGCAUUUAUGGUUUUUACUAAUCCAAAAACUAUUGAUAAAUUACUUGCAUCUGGUGAACAUUACAUCAACAAACGCAAGGUUGAUCCAAAGCGUGUGAGUAAAAAAGCUCAAUAUGGAAAAAUAUUUGUCGGUGGAUUGACAUCUGAAAUAAGUGAUGAUGAUAUUAAAUCAUAUUUUGGUCAAUAUGGUACAAUUGUUGAAUUACAAGCACCAUUUGAUAAAACUAAAAAUCAAAGAAAAGGAUUUUGCUUUGUUACAUUUGAUUCAAAGGAUGUUGUUUAUAAAUUAUUAAAAACACCAAAACAAGUUAUAAAUGGUAAAGAAGUUGAUGUUAAAAAAGUUAAAGUUAAUCCAGAAGUUAAUCGUCAAGGUUAUUGGGGUACUGGUGGUUAUGGUGGUUAUGGUUAUACUGGUGGUUAUAACUACAUACCAGAAUAUGGUAAUGGUGGUAGCGGAGGUGGUGGUGGUGGUGGAGGUGGUGGUGGUUAUCAAGGUGGCUAUGAUGAUAGUUAUAGUAAUUAUGAUAAUUACACUGGAUAUGAAGCAUUUGAUAAUAGCACUGGUUAUCCAAUUGCUGGUAAACCACGUGCAAGUGCACAAGGACCAAGACAGUUCCAGCGACACCAGCCUUAUUAAUUUUAUAAUAUAAUUAUAAUAAUAAUAUUAAUUAAUAAUAAUUCAGUUAUCUUCCUACGUUUGACACAAACAAUCACAAAAAAAACAAACAAUACCCAUUAUUUUCAAUUAUAUAUAUUUUUUUUUUCUUUCUUUAUUAUUUUUCAAUUUGUCAUCAAACUGUUCAAUGGUUCCAUGGUGAUAACAUGCGAGAAUGCGAAUUUAUUAUUAUUCAUUUGAGAUUAAUAUGUAAGAAUGAUCCUAGAUACUACGAAAAAUACAUUGAGAUAUUUUUUUUGUUUUUUUUUUUUUAUAUAUAUCAUUGAGUUUAUUGAAUAUUCUCGUUGAUUUAAAAUUCAAAUAUAUAAUAAUUUACGAUCAAGCGCUCUCAUAGAUAAGUCCCUUCUCAA
This is a messenger RNA of Aphidius gifuensis, 2025 nucleotides long. RefSeq names its product RNA-binding protein squid-like. The record is from RefSeq and is a predicted model, not a curated record. Gene Ontology annotation, molecular function: RNA binding. The transcript has 2 exons. Gene Ontology annotation, cellular component: nucleoplasm. Gene Ontology annotation, biological process: regulation of gene expression. Lineage: Eukaryota; Metazoa; Arthropoda; Insecta; Hymenoptera; Braconidae. Bases 701 to 1636 code for a protein of 311 amino acids.